Peromyscus eremicus (cactus mouse) is the source of this 2837-nucleotide messenger RNA. It is a transcript of the gene Rab3il1, whose product is annotated as RAB3A interacting protein like 1. The record is from RefSeq and is a predicted model, not a curated record. Gene Ontology annotation, biological process: exocytosis. Bases 957 to 1901 code for a protein of 314 amino acids. The transcript is spliced from 12 exons. Gene Ontology annotation, cellular component: Golgi to plasma membrane transport vesicle. NCBI's taxonomy places the organism in Eukaryota, Metazoa, Chordata, Mammalia, Rodentia, Cricetidae. Gene Ontology annotation, molecular function: guanyl-nucleotide exchange factor activity.
UCACAGAGGACCUGACCUCUGCCAGGCAGGUAGAAGAAGACCAGACUUGGCAGAGGGCAGUAGGCAGGAGACCCUGGGGUGGGCCCAGUGGGUCUGGCUGCUGUCUCCAGGCUCUGCAUAGGGUGCCUGCCAGCCCACUUUCCUCCCCUGGGCCAAUCACAGAAUAAACAGGGCAGAAGCCAAGAGGAAGAAAGAGGUAGAUGAACACAGCUGGACAGGGAGGCAGAGGACAUAUAGUAGUGCCACUCCAGGGACAGGAAGGAAGACAGUCAACACCUCUUCCCUGACACCAGGCAGACCUGAUUGCUAAAGCUCUGGGGACUCUGACACAUAACCUCUGACCCCUUCAGAGGGACAAUGACAACAUAAGGCAGGGAAAGGCUGGGAUACAUCAGUCCAGCAUCACCAAAGCCAUAUCAGGCCAACGAGAGAGUACAGAACAGAUCAGAACCAACAGAAAAAGAGUCACAAGGUGAGAAUUCAGCACAGCCCGGGGGAGAGCUGGGAUCCCUGAGCUGUGCUCUGCUUCACGGACUGCAGCCUGUGGAGACCAGCCAGGUUUGAGUCCUGUACCUGAGAGGAACUUUAGAGAGGAGCCCUGGGAUGCAAACAGGUUGGGGACAGUGGAUGACAAAGAUGUGUGAGCCCUGCCUUGGCCCCUAAGAAAGUUCGUGCUUGGUCAUUCUGCCCUUGUGACAUUCCAGUUACAGCUUGCAGUGGCCCUGUUUUACAGAUGGACAGACUGAGGCUCAAGUGGCAGCCCACCCCAGCCAGACGAGGGCCUCCCUACCAGCCCCUCAGCGGUCUCAGUCCCCUGGAAAAACCUUGGCCCCAGCAAAGGUCAUAGGGAGUCCCCAGGGGGCUUGGUGGAAGCUUCUGCUUCCCGGAAGGAGGCCCAGGCUGAAGAACACUCAGCAGCCGCUCCGCUGGACGUAUCGCGCCUGCGCAGCUCCUCCAUGGAGAUCCGGGAGAAGGGCUCAGAGUUCCUGAAGGAGGAGCUGUACAAGGCCCAGAAGGAGCUGAAGCUGAAGGACGAGGAGUGUGAACGGCUUUGCAAGGUGCGUGCACAGCUGGAGCAGGAGCUGGAGGAACUCACAGCCAGCCUGUUCCAGGAAGCUCACAAGAUGGUUCGGGAAGCCAACAUGAAGCAGGCUGCGUCAGAAAAGCAGUUGAAGGAGGCCUGGGGCAAGAUUGACAUGCUACAGGCAGAGGUGACAGCCUUGAAGACACUGGUCAUCACGUCCACACCAGCCUCUCCCAACCGUGAGCUCCACCCACAGCUGCUGAGCCCCACCAAGGCCGGACCCCGAAAGGGCCACUCACGCCAUAAGAGUACCAGCAGUUCCCUCUGCCCAGUUGUGUGCCCCACUGCAGGGCAUAUCCCCACCCCAGACAAAGAAGGCAAGGAGGUGGAUACGACCCUGUUUUCAGAGUUCCAGGCUUGGAGGGCAUCACCUACCCUGGAUAAGGACUGCCCCUUCCUGGAAAGAGUGUACCGGGAGGAUGUGGGCCCCUGCCUCGACUUCACAGUGCAGGAGCUCUCAGCUCUGGUGCGGGCUGCUGUGGAGGACAAUACACUCACCAUCGAGCCUGUGGCUUCACAGACACUGCCUGCUGUGAAGGUGCCCACUGUUGAAUGUCACAUCACCAACACAUGUGCCCUGAGUGGACUGGCCCGUACCUGCCACCACCGAAUCCGCCUCGGGGACUCUGAGAGUCAUUAUUACAUCUCUCCAUCAUCCCGGGCCAGGAUCACUGCAGUAUGCAACUUCUUCACCUACAUUCGCUACAUCCAGCAAGGCUUGGUUCGGCAGGAUGCUGAGCCGAUGUUCUGGGAGAUCAUGAGGCUUCGGAAGGGGAUGUCACUAGCCAAGCUUGGCUUCUUCCCCCAGGAGGCCUAGGGCGUGAUCCCAGGCCUGAAGUAGGCUCUGAGCUAGAGCAAACGGCUGCCUUGGGACAGACAGUCAAGAAAUACUGGAGCCAGCUUGAGCCAGAAGCUGAAAGGACAGAUAAACAGCCAGGCUGUAGAGACAGAACUAAGCCAGUCCCAUCCAUUCCUCCUGGGACAGACGGAAGGACAGCCUGCCCUGGACUUCAUGAGAUGACCCUCUUGACCACUGUUCUCUGUAGCCACCAAGAAAAUUUCAAGAAAGCACCAAAGACCAAGGAGCUCGGAGCCAUACUGGAGAGAGACUCAACUCUAGGGAGGGGACCCCUGAACAGCCAGUACCCCCUCCAAAAGUCCCUGCUGUUUACCAAUGCUCUGUUGCUGCCCUGUCUUCAGAAAGGGACUGUUCUGUGGCUGAUCUCCAGAGUAUGCUCCACCGCGGCCUCUAAGCUCUGGGUCACCAGCACCCCCUUGUGGCCAUCUCUCACCCUGUUCCCAAGUGGCCUCAUUAGACUUCCCCAGUGGUAGGGCAAAGGUCUCCAAUCUGAGCACGGUGGAGGGAUAACUGCCCCAAAGUGCUCUGAAAAAGAGUAAGACCCUGUCCCAUUCUUCUGAAUAGAGGCCUCUCUGACCCUCCCUCUCUACUUCAACCCCAUCUUCAGGAGGCCCUGGCCCUAAAAUUGCCAGGGGCCUGGCCUCUUUCUUCUCAAAGUGUGCCACAGGGGAGCCUCAGGAUGUAGUUGUGGGCUGCCAUCCAGACCACAGGGGCCCUGUAUGGGACUGGAUGGAGUGGCUACAUAGGACCUGGACCCUGCCUUACCCAUCCAUCAUAGCCCACUGGGAACUGGGCUUGGGGUAUCCAACCUGGACAUAUCCCUCACCACGCCCCUAUUUCCUUCAAGUGGAAUGUAACACAAUCUCUGUUUAAUAAAGGAAGGCUUUGUUGGUA